CCCCCCCACCCCCUCGUGAAAUGUCGAAACCUCUGGUGCAGAUCCUGCCGCCGGAUGUCCCCUCAGGGACCAGCCCCCACUUCGGGGCCCCCAGCUCGGUGGCCGGCGGCCCCCAGGCUGGCCCCCUCACCUCCAUGACCAACCUCAAGACCCUGCUCCAGCUGCCAAUCAAGGCCGACCAGAGGGGCCACAAGGACUGCUGCGAGAUGAAAGACCGAGAUAAACCAUUGGACUCGGAUGAGGACUCGCUGGGAAUCGGGUCCGGAGGGCCCAACGGACUGGGGGGCAGCCUGGGCUCGGGCCCCCUGCGUCCCAAUUCCCAGUCGGCAUUCCUGGGGCCCCUGUUGUGGGAGCGGACCCUGCCGUGCGACGGCGGCCUCUUCCAGCUGCAGUACAUGGACCUGGAGGAGUUCCUGACCGAGAACGGGAUGGGCAUGCACGGCAACGGGCCCAGCUCGGCCAGCGCCAAGAUCCCGUCUCAGAGUUCUCAGUCAGCCGUGCCCAACCAGAGCUCCCAGUGCCCCCCCAGCUCUCCUCCAUCAUGCUCCUCCUCGUCCUCCUCCAUGUCGUCUUCCUCGUCCUCGUCCUCUCUGCUGGGACUGGAGACCGUGCAGCCACCGCCCCAACAACAGCAUCAAGCCAUGAUUGGAGCACCUGAGUGCGUACACGGCGGUCAGGCCGUGCCACAGAAUCCCUCCCCAACUUCCACCGGCCCCCCUGGAUCGGAGGGCACUCCGGCACCCGCCAACAGCACCAGCGACGUGCAGGUGAACUUUGACCCCGACCCGGCAGACGUGGCGCUGUCCAGCGUGCCGGGCCAGGAGGCCUUCGACCCGCGCCGGCACCGCUUCAGCGAUGAGGAGCUGAAACCUCAGCCCAUGAUCAAGAAGGCUCGCAAGAUGCUGGUGCCCAAUGAGCAGAAGGACGAGAAGUACUGGUGCCGCCGCGUCAAGAACAACGAGGCGGCAAAGCGCUCGCGGGACGCCCGCCGCCUAAAAGAGAACCAGAUCUCGGUGCGGGCUGCCUUCUUGGAGCGGGAGAACGGCGCCCUGCGACAGGAAGUGGCCGACAUGAGGAAGGAGCUGGGCCGCUGCCGGAACAUCAUCAACAAGUACGAGAGUCGCCACGGCGACCUGUGAGGAGGCUGAGGGAGCUUAACGACAACAGCACUUUAGAGGAGGAAGUGUGGCGUUGACCAGCAGGCGGCGCCGUGCCACAUGUCAUUUUAGUGCGUCCGUCAGGGCAGGAUAAGUCCGCCCACUCCCCCCCCCCAUCCCCCAUGUAGACAUCACCUCAUGUCACACAGUUGCUCCACCCACUUUUAGGAGGGGGUGACGUCACUUUUAAGAUAAAGGUCGGGAGGGGGGUCGUCUUUUCUAUGUAUGAAAAGUAUUUUUGACAGAAAGGAGGGGCAGGGCUGCGAGGAGGCGGGUCCAAGGUGUCCAUCACGCAAAGAGAAUUCAUGUAUAUUUUUCUACGCGCGCACGCCAGCAGGGCCAGCAGGACCGCCACUUUUCUAGCUUUUAUACAUGGGCGGGGUGUUCUGCCGCCCACCAUAAAGAAUCUAUUUUCACUCAGCGCAGGCGGGCAGGGGGGAGGGGGGUGCGUCACAGAAUGUAUCACGGUCCAAUCAGGUAUUUCCUACGGUGCAAGAGGGCGGCGUGUGCGGUUGGAGCGCGGGUAAGGGUUCACAGGUCAGGGGGUCGAUGUACAGUCCUUACACUUUUUUUGGUUGUUGUCCUUUCCUUCAACUUCACUUCCUGCUUUGGACGCCGCGUCUGGCUCGUGUCCCCCCCACUGACGUCAUUUCACAUUACCGCCACACACACACACACACACACACACACACACACACACACACACACACACACACGGGUCGUGACCCUCCUUAUUGUUGUUUUGGACUUUGAUGGUGCUGAUAUUCACCUGAAACACACACACACGGACACACACACACACACACACACACACACACACACACACACACACACACACACACACACACACACAAACACACACAAACACACACACACAUACACACACAAAGUGAACUGCCUCUUGAUUUUUGUUUAAAUCCUUUUUGCAUUGAUUUGUGCUGGCGUAUGGAUAAAAGUGUAUCUGAAUGACACGUCUAUACCUCUCCUUAAAAACCUUUCCAGCCAUGGACGCUCCCUACUGAUAAUACUGUACUCUUCUACUCUCACUAUAUAGAAAUAUAUAUAUGUAUAAAUAUAUAUAUAUAAGUGUACAUGAUAUAUGCUUGAAAUAUGUGAUCAUAGUUGUAAUAUACAUCAUUGAAUAUACUACAGGAAAAGAAAACUAUUGAAAUCAGUUUGUCAGUUUUUCUCUCAGGUGUUUUUGUCUGAGUUUAAAAAAAAAAAAAAAAAAAAAAAAACACAUAUUAAAAAAUGAUAUGCCAAAAAAAGUCGACAUUUGGUUGCACAGUUUGUGGAUUGUUGCCGGGUGGUGGGAAGGGAAUCUGUUAUUGUUCUACUUUUCAAUCAUGUUUAUUAAAGACGGCUUGACUGAUAAGCCCCGCCCACAUUUAGCUGGACUGUCAUGGCCGACACUUCGCGUGUCCAAAUGUCUUUUAUCUCUUAACAUAUUUGAUCUAUCCAAUGAGCAAUCUUUAUAUUUAUUUUUCUAUCCGACCAUCUAUUUUCUAUCCAUCUAUAUGACUAUCCACCUCUGUGCUGCUAUUAGCUAAAGCGAUGCUAAUGCUAAUCUGAGAACCGUGACAAUCCAAACGUGCUCAGGUGUGUUGAUGACCGCCAUCUUUGUCCUCAUCUUCAUUCCAACAUGACGCCAGACGGUCAGUUUAAACAAUUGUUUUCUUCUCUCUUUUAAUUAAACAAAGCUUGAAAGUAAAAUACCAAAAUGGGAACAAACUUACCACAUUCUGCUGUUGUUUUCUUCCAUUUACUCGCAACCCCCCCACUAACAUGUGACUUUGAAUCCUGGGGUAAAAACACGCGUGUUUGUGUGUGUGCGUGUUUUCUAUUUGAGACUUUGGAACCUUUUUUCUAUGUCAGUGUGCAAUUGUCCGGCUGGGUGCAAUACUCCUUCUCGCCACGUGGGGUUGUUCACAACAUUAACCACAGCCUGGUUGUUUCUCUUACGUUUCCUUGUUGUGACUUAACUACUUCUACUACUCUUACUAAUACAAGUACUAGCGCCACCACGUCACACUUUUAAUGACGACACCAAUAAACCGUUGUCUUUUCCAACCA
Molecule: messenger RNA, 3230 nt
Organism: Nerophis lumbriciformis (worm pipefish)
Lineage: Eukaryota; Metazoa; Chordata; Actinopteri; Syngnathiformes; Syngnathidae
Gene: dbpa
Product: D site albumin promoter binding protein a
Biological process (GO): regulation of transcription by RNA polymerase II
Cellular component (GO): nucleus
Molecular function (GO): DNA-binding transcription factor activity, RNA polymerase II-specific; RNA polymerase II cis-regulatory region sequence-specific DNA binding
Source: RefSeq, a predicted model, not a curated record